AUGCCGGUCGGGAAUACGUUGCGAAAGCUCCUCUGUUGCUCAGACACGCACACGCAGGAGGAUACCCCGAUUGAUAUAGGUCCUGUCCGCGACAAGGCACCGGCACUGGAGCAGCCAGAGCCAUCCCGGACGGUUCACGCCAGCGAGAGUGAGGCCGAGGUGUCGGCUUCUGAAGGCGGGUUGAACACGGUUGACGCUACGAAGCCGAACGAGGGUACAGUCGAUCUUCAGGACUCGACGACGACGACAGGACAGGACUCGAAGCGACGAGGCUCCCAGGACGCUGCCUCUGGACAGCAGGAGUCAUCAUAUCACGAUGAAGGAAUCGUUGAUCCUGCCAAGCGUCUAUCGUUGGAGCUAUCGCUCGGACGCCAAACCUUCGACGAUGCCAAGAACGCUGCUUCCGAUAUGGGACUCGUCAAUCCCGCGUUGGGGAAGGUUACGACGGCCGUAGAUGGACUGCAGAAAGCGACGCCGACCGCGUCGUCCCUGGCGCAGACAUGGUCGCCGCUGUUCGAGAGGCUGAGGAAGUUCACGGAGCUCGUCGACAAGAUCGCCGAGGUCCAUCCGUACGCGAACAUGGCUUGGACCGUUCUCUCGGCCGUGCAGAGGGGCAUCAUCGCGCAAAUGGAGCUUGAUCAAUCGGUGAAGUCUCUUCUGGAUACGCUCGCGGCCACCUACGACUUCAUGGAUGAGGCCCAGCCGUUAGCGCGUCACGGCGUCGAGCCCGCGACGAAACUACUCUUGGCUCUUGCGCAGCAGACGAUCGAAUGUGGUUACUUCAUACGAGACUAUACGAGUCAAAAGAACUUCGUGCCAAGGAUGGUGACGAACGCGCUGAAGGUCGUCGCUCAUCCCUCGGACACCGCAUCCGCGAAGGUCGACGCCUACAAAGCCAAGUUCGCGGAGAUCAAGUCUCGUCUCUUGGAAGGAUCAACGAUCAGGACCGAGAUACUGGUCAACACGGUCCUUAACACGGUCGAAGAGAUAGCUGUUGAGGCCCGGAUGGCACCGUUGGUGCAAGCGUGCGCCAAAGGCUCUCGAUUCAACAGGGAAAAGAUCUGUCUCCCAGGGACUCGCCGAGCGGUCUUGAAGAUGAUAUGCGAUUGGAUAAACGACCCGAUGGAUUCGCACCGUCUACUCGUGCUCUCUGGACCAGCGGGAUCGGGUAAAUCGGCGAUCGCCCAUACCAUCGCGUUGAUGUUCCACCUGUUGCGGCGCUUGGGAGCAUCGUAUUGCUUUGAUAGGUCGAAGGCGGAGCUCACCAGCGCCUCUCCGGUCUUCCCCACCAUCGCUCGUGACCUCUCCGAGUGCGAUCCUCAGAUACGACGAACACUCUCGCAUGCCAUCUCGCAGGGAUCCGCCCUCGUUGGUUCCGACAGCCUCGCCGAGCAGUUUGAGCAGUUCAUCGUGAACCCUGCGAAACAGCUCGCGAUCUCGGGCCCUGUCGUCAUCGUCAUAGAUGCGUUGGACGAAUGCAUGGAUUUGGACCGUAGCCGUCUGUUGUCAAUUUUGGCAAGCAAGAAGGAUGAGCACGCACUCCCAUCGAACUUUCGCAUCCUUGUGACUUGUCGGUCAGAGCCCGACAUUACGGACACGCUCCGGCGGGCACCGCUAGACCUGAUCAAUGUGCAAUCAAUGGAGGACGUGAUGAAAGAAUCCGCCAAUGAUGAGGAUAUACGCGAAUAUGUUCGUGAUGAGUUAUCCAAAUCCUCCGGUGAACCCAGCAACCUUAAGGCGGACCCGAAGGACCUCGAGGAGAAGUGUGCUGUUAUUGCGGGUUCAGCCGAAGGAUUGUUUCAGUGGGCGGCGACGGCUUGCCGCUUUUUAGCAUCGCGGAACUCAGGGAUGACCACUAAGCAGCGCUUGAGGAUCAUCUCACGCGACAAAACCACGGAUACGAAUAAGGGACCUCUAGAUGAACUCUACCUGCGAGUGCUGCGUGCAACGUUCCGCCCCGACGCUCCGGAGGCCAUGAAAAACUUUCGACAGGUGAUGAGCUUGUUGCUGGCAGCGAAGGAGCCGCUCUCAAUCUCCGACUUGCGGGACGUACUCUGGGGACCAGGCAAUGAUAUAGAUCUCGAUCCCGAAGCGAUUGAAGUCGUACUCACAUGCAUGGGGGCGCUUCUAUCCGGCACGGAUCACUUCCAAACUAUUGUCCGCCCGUUUCAUACUUCGUUUCGUGACUUCCUCCUGCAUCAUGAACGUAGCGAGGAGUUCGUUAUCACCCUAGGCGGCAAUGAACACCGAAUGUUUUUACGCGGUACUAUAGGUCUUCUUCUCAGCGAGAAGCUGCACUUUAACAUGUGUAGACUCGAGACAUCCUACCGUCUCAACACGGAUUACCCUGACUUAGAGGAGCGUGUACGCACGAACAUCCCGUCGAGCUUGAUUUAUUCCGCGCGCUACUGGGCCGAUCAUCUCGAGGAAAUGGCAUACAACUCCGACCUGCUGCAAAUGGCGGAACGACUGCUGAAAGACAAGUUCCUGUUCUGGCUCGAGCUCCUGAGUCUUCUAGGGUCCGUUCCUACCUGCGCAUGGGCACUCCUGAAGCUCGAACAGUGGACACCUCGGGCAGGUCUUUUCGACACUGCGGAAGGACUGGAAACAGUCUCAAUUAUUGAGGACUUCCUGAAGUUCAUCCGGGCUUUUGGGGUAGUGAUCGGGUCUUCUGCUCCCCACAUUUAUCUCUCAGCCAUACCUUUCGCACCGACGAGGUCACAAGUGCGGCGGCUGUACGAAUCGAAGCUCCCCGGAAGAGCUGUGGUGGUGUGCGGUGGAUCAUCAGAAUGGCCCGCCUUAGAAUGCACCAUGGACUGCAAUGGCGGCAUCCUCUGCGCGGAAUUCUCUGAUGAUGGAAAACACAUCUUCUUUGUCUCGGACGGAUCGUUAUGCUGCACUAUACAUGUGCGGGAUGCGGCGACUGGACAGCCAGCGCGUCGACCUGUGCGCUGUGAUACAGAUAGUUAUGUCGAGUCUGCCACCUUCUCCUCAGAGCGAGACUUUGUAGUGGUGGGGUUGAAGAACGGCACCAUUCAGGUUUGGAAUACCUCCACAGGGCAGCAUAUUCACACGCUCAGAGGGCAUACAGAUUAUGUUCGAAUGGUCGCUUUCUCUCCUGACGGCAAACAGAUUGUGUCGGGCUCGGAUGACAAGACAGUCUGUAUUUGGAAUGUGCAGUCUGAGAAGCUUGUCCAUCCACCGCUCCAGCAUACGCACGGGGUCUCUUCCGUUGCUUUCUCGCCCGACUCCAACUGGGUGGUCUCAGGUUCAGCAGACAUUUACUUAUGGGAUACCACAGCGGGAACACUCGUGCACGAGCCAUUGCGCGGCCGUCCAUACGGUAUAUCCGAUGUCGCAUUCUCACAGAACGGAAAAUGGAUUGCUUCGGGCGACGAGACCGUGCAGCUGUGGGAUGCCGAGUCUGGCCAGCCUAUCGGGUCUCCUCUUCCGGCCCACACUAGCUUUGUCAUAGCGUUGGCAAUCUCCCCGGACAGCAAAUUUGUUGUAUCCGGUUCUGUAGACGGUGUCAUUCAUCUCUGGGACACAACAGAACGGGCCCUUUGCACGACUUUCCAUGGUCACAUGACCGCGGUAGGAUCUGUGGCGUUCUCGGGAGACGGCCAGUACAUCGUCUCCGGAUCAUACGACAAUACUGUGCGCGUGUGGAACACUUCAACCCGACGCACUGAGAAGAACAUUGUCAGAAGACACGCUGGUCUGGGCAGCGGUAUGGCUAUUUCGCCGGAUGGGGAGCGUAUUGUCACUUGGCAGCUCAAAGGCAUUUGUGUGUGGGACGUGUCAAUGGGAAUGCCUGUUCAAGGCCAGCACUGGCCAGAGCACACAGCCGGCAUACUCUACAUUACGUUCUUACCCGAUGGACGCCGCGUCUUGUCGUGGUCAGAGGAUGGCAACGUUUGCGUGUGGGAAGUCUCCACCGGCCAACAGAUUCGUCAAUUCCAAGUUCCUACCUCGGGAUCCAGUAGGCUUUUCUCGGGAGCAAUAUCUCCGGACGGGCGAUAUAUCGCAUUAUCAAGAUUAGAAAGGAUUAUACACGUAUGGGACAUCACCACCGGGGAGCGUUCGCAGGAACCUCUCAAAAGGCACACUGGUUAUGUCGCAUCCCUUGCAUUCUCUCCAGACGGGAAGCGCAUCGCAUCGGGCGCAUGGGACAAUACGAUACGUCUAUGGGACGUCGAGACACGUCCAUCAGGAAAUGCCCCCUCUGGCAAAGUUCUACAUAUAGGAAUACAUAGUUCAUAA
Molecule: messenger RNA, 4263 nt
Organism: Punctularia strigosozonata HHB-11173 SS5
Lineage: Eukaryota; Fungi; Basidiomycota; Agaricomycetes; Corticiales; Punctulariaceae
Product: WD40 repeat-like protein
Exons: 10
Coding region: 1-4263 (1420 amino acids)
Molecular function (GO): protein binding
Source: RefSeq, a predicted model, not a curated record